AUGGAAGUCUACACAAGUUCAUCUGGUUUUAAACAUGCCAUGGGUCAAUGCUCUCAUUCGGCUGUACCAUUAAUUGCUUAUCAGCCACAACCUACGUCCUAUAUGAUACCGGUCGCUCUUAUGCCAGUUCAUUGUUCAAAUGUAUAUACUUAUGCACCACCUUCAAAUCAACAAGUUGCUUAUACUACUCCCUCUCUGCCAGAUCCUAUACGUCCAGCAAGUCGAUCUUCGCACAAAAUGUCCUCUUAUAAUUCACUAAUGGAUCCACAUAUGCAAGAUUAUUAUGCUAAAAAAUUCGGAAGAAAAACAAAAAGAUUACGAACUAGUCGUGAAGAAGCUUUAUAUCGAAUAACAAUAAAAACCGCAGAUAAAAAAGACGCAGGAACAAAUGCAAAAGUCUUUUUGAGUAUAUAUGGAAGUAAAGACAAAAUAUGUCGAAAACCAUUAACGAGGGAAACGAUCCUAAGAGGAGCUAUGUUAUCGGCUUCACUCAACAGACCCAUGAUAGAUUUAUCAACAAUAGAAUUCAAACGAGGAGCAACAGAUGUUGUAUACAUUCGUUGUCGUGAUCUUGGAAUCAUUCGUUAUAUCAUUCUUGAGCAUAGUGGCGUUUUAUUUGAGCAAAGUUGGUUGUGUGAAUGUAUCUUAAUAACGAACGUUCGAACAGCUCGAUCAUGGUAUUUUUUUUGUGGUAAAUGGUUAUCUUUAUUUCCGCCUGGUGAUGGUUCGCUUACAGUUGAAUUAUUUCCUGGUGACAGAAUUGAAGAUCGAAUUAAUGAUCGAUUCAAAAGUUUACCAGAAACAACUGAAUUUGAAAUUAUAUGCGUUACGGGUGACAAACGUAAUGCAGGUACCGACGCCAAUGUUUACAUCACUUUAUUUGGAAAAGAAUCAAAAACAAAAAAAAUUCAUUUACAAUCACGAAGCAAAAAUCCUUUUGAAAGAGGUCAAAGUGAUACAUUCAAUGUGAAAGCUGAAUAUGUUGGAGAAUUAGACAAAAUACGUAUUGAACAUGACAAUACAGGAAGUGCUCCUGGAUGGUUUCUCGAACGAGUUGUUAUAACUGAUCGAUAUGAUCCGGAUACUAAAUAUUUUGCUUCCUGUAAUAAAUGGUUAGCCAGAGACGAAGGGGAUGGUCAAAUUUCAAGAGAUUUAGUUUGUAGCAAAGAUGUGAUGGGUAGUAGAAAACUAACGGUAAUUACGGGAAACAAGAUGGGAGCUGGCACAGACGCUGACGUCUAUCUGACCCUAUUUGGACAGCUUGGCGAAUCCGGUGCAAUUUUGUUGGAUGAUAAAAAGAAUAAUUUUGAAAAAGGAGCAACGGAUCAUUUUGAUAUAGAGUGUCCAUCAGUUGGCGAAAUUGAUAAAAUUCUUAUAGCACACAACAAUAAAGGCGCGGCUCCCGGCUGGUUUUUGGAUAAGAUAUUGAUUGAUGAUAUUGAUCAACGUCGUACUUACGAAUUUCGAUGUCAGAAAUGGUUGGCAACUGAUGAGGGAGAUGGACAAAUAUCAAGGUUUUUAUUACCAGUUAAAGGGAAUAGUAGUGGCAAACAGGCAACAGAGGGUAUACCAUAUACGGUUAGCGUAACAACAGGUGAUAAGAUUAAUGCUGGCACAAAUGCACGCGUCUAUUUGAUAAUGUAUGGCGAACAAGAUGAUAAUACAUCUGGUAAAAUUUUUCUGAGUGACGGGACAUUUGAACGAGAGAGGACAGAUAUAUUUCAUAUUGAUGGACCAUAUGGACUUAGUCCACUAGCUUAUAUUGAUAUUGGCCAUGAUGAUUCUGGUAUGAAUCCGGGAUGGUAUCUUGGCAAUGUCGUAAUUGAUUGUCCGAGUACGGGUAUUAAGCAAACGUUCCACUGUGAUAAAUGGUUGGCAACAGACGAAGGUGAUAGAAGAAUUGAACGUCGAUUGUUUGAGACAAAACGAGAAGUACGACCACCAAGUGUUCCUUGGUACGUUUGGGUUUAUACAAGUGAUAUAAGAGGAGCUGGAACCGACAGUGAUGUCUCGAUGGUGUUAUAUGGAAGUAAAGGAAAAACAGACGACAUAAAACUUGUUAGCAAAUCGAAUAGUUUCGAAGCCGGUGAAUGUGAUGAAUUUAAAGUUGAUGCAGCAGACGUUGGAAAACCGUACAAAUUACGAGUUGGACACAAUAACAAACGUGCAUUUGCACCAUGGCAUCUUGACAGAAUUGAGAUGGAAAAUUUGAGUACGAAAAAACGUUAUAUAUUCCAUUGUGGAAAAUGGCUUUCAAAAAAGGACGGUGAUAAACAGACUAUACGAGAACUGCCAGCCGAAGGACCUGGCAUUGAUCACCCACUUCCAGUUGUACACUAUUUGGUCGACGUUCACACAGGAAAAAAACGGAAUGCUGGAACUGAUGCUAACGUUUUUCUGAAUAUUUUUGGUGAUUAUGGUGAUACUGGAGAGCGUCCGUUAGAAUAUUCAUCAAAUAAGAAUAAAUUUGAAAAUGGACAAGUUGAUACAUUCAAUAUCGAAGCUGUUACAUUAAAUAGAAUAAAAAAGCUUCGUGUCGGACAUGAUGGUCAAGGAGCUGGAGCCGGUUGGUUCUUGGAAAAAAUUGUCGUACGUGAACAAGAAAAUAAAGAUACUAAUAUUACAUUUAUGUGCAAUAGAUGGCUUGCAUCUGAUGAAGAUGAUGGUCAAUUAGUUCGUGAACUGACACUUGACGGAACACAACAUCUCAAUAAAACGUCUUAUCAUAUUAAUAUCAAAACUGGCGAUGUACUUCAGGCAGGAACCGAUGCCGACGUGCAUAUUAAGAUAUUCGGCGAGAAAGGCGAUAGCGAUGUUGUUCAAUUACGGAAUGCCGAAAAUACCACAAAUAAAUUCGAACGCAACAGAAUCGAUAAAUUUACAUUGGAAUUUAGUGAUUUAGGAAAAAUUCGUGCUAUUAGAAUCGGACACAAUGGAAAAGGCCUUGGUUCAGGCUGGUUUCUCGAUUAUGUUGAAAUUGAUGUGCCGAUGCGUGGAGAAUUAUAUCGAUUUUCAUGUCAUCGUUGGUUAGAUUCAAACGAGGGUGACGGAUUAACAGAACUUGAAUUACAACCAUCAGAUAUUCAAAAGAAAACACGCUCAAUUCCAUAUGAAAUCACAGUUUUCACGGGAGAUAAACCGAAUGCGGGUACAGAUGCAUCUGUAUUUAUCCAAAUCUAUGGUGUAAAUGGUAAAACCGAAGAAUUGAAACUUGGAAAUAAAUCAGAUACAUUUGAACGGAAAAAAGUUGAUAAAUUUAAGCUGGAAGCAACCGAUGUCGGUCAAAUAGUAAAAAUAAGAAUUGGACACGAUUCGAAGGGACUAGGAUCAGGAUGGUUUUUAGAAAAGGUGUGCAUACAACGUACUAUUAGUGAAAAACAUGAUAGAAAGAAAAAAGAUAGUGUUCGUACAAGCAAAAUAAGUUUAUCUGAUCCAACUGUGGAAGAAUAUUGGUUUGUAACUAAUCAAUGGUUCGACAAUAGUAAGGGUGAUCGUCAAACAGUAAGAGAAUUAUUGCCAACAGAUGAAGCUGGAAAUAUACUUGGCAAUAAGACUGAAGCUGAAUAUAAAGUACACGUUUUUACUGGUGAUAAGGCGGGCGCAGGUACUGACGCGAAUGUAUUUUUAACAAUGUAUGGAGCCAAAGAAGACUCUGGUGAAAGACAAUUAGAAAGAUCAAAUCGCAUGAACAAAUUCGAAAGAAAACAGGAAGACAUAUUUUUAAUCAAAGCUGUUCAUCUUGGUGAAUUAAGAAAAAUUAAAAUUCGCCAUGACAACAAAGGUGGUGGAGCAGCAUGGUAUUUGGAUAGAGUUGAGAUCGAUGAUCCUGAAGAAGGAAAAACAUAUCAUUUUAUUUGCAAAAAUUGGUUAGCCACAAAUGAAGGCGAUGGACAAAUAUCACGCGAAAUAGCUUCACAAGAACGAUUGGGACCAUUGCACGGGAGAGAUUUAGAUUCACCACUACAAGGUCUCGAAAGAAAAAAAUUGGCAACCACAUACAAAGUGAAUGUUAUCACUUCGAACAAAACUGGAAGUGGAACAAAUGCGAACGUUUAUAUUAUCAUAUUUGGUGAACACAAUGAUACAGGUAAAGUGCCAUUAGCAACAUCAAAAACUCACAAUGAUCCAUUUGAAAGUGGACACACGGAUUUAUUUGAGAUUGAAGCAAUGGACAUUGGAGAACCAAAAAAGAUCAAAAUUGGACACGACGAUAGUGGUUUUCGAUCAGAUUGGUUGCUCGAGGAAGUUGACAUCGAUGUUCCCAAACUUGGUCGUACGUUUAAGUUUCCGUGUGGACAAUGGUUGAGUAAAUCAAAAGGCGAUGCGCAAUUAGAAGUGGAACUUUAUCCGAAAGAACUUGGAACAGAAAUUUAUAAACCAUUUGUUCCAUAUGAAAUCAAAGUUUUUACAAGCAACAAGCGAGGAGCUGGAACAGAUGCCAAUGUAUUCAUAGAGAUCUAUGGAGAGGACGUUAGUACUGGUCAGACCAUGUUAUGUGAAAAAACCGAGCGUAAAGGUAAAUUUGAUAAUGGAUCCGUUGAUACGUUCACCUUGGAGCUAGAAGAUGUCGGAGAAAGAAUAGAAAAAAUUCGUAUUGGUCACGAUAAUCAUGGAUUGGGUGCUGCAUGGCAUUUGGAUCAUGUUGAAAUCAGACGUUUAAUCAAAAACACAAAAACACAAACAUUUUUGUUUCCCUGUAAUCGAUGGUUGGCACGAAACGAAGACGAUGGAUCAAUUGUUCGUGAGCUUGUGCCGGAUAAAGUUAUCGAAGAAAAAGUUGGCCGAGGUGGACAUGUCGAAGUUAAAGAACGAGAAAUGAAAGAUAAAUUACAGAUAAAAAAUUAUGAAGUGGACGUCUAUACAGGAGACAAGUUCGCCUGUGGAACGAAUGCAAACGUUUAUUUGACAAUAUAUGGUGAUAAAGGUGAUACUGGAGAACGGAAACUGCGUGAUUCAGAAACACACCGAGAUAAAUUUGAAAGAAAUCAGAUGGAUCGUUUUAAAAUUGAAAGUGCUGAUUUGGGAACAAUAUACAGAGUGGUGAUUCGACAUGAUAAUAGUGGUAUUUCGCCUGAUUGGCUGUUAAAUAGAAUAGAAAUUAAAGAUGACAUAAGAACAUAUUUGUUCCAUUGUGAACAGUGGCUUGCUAAAGGAAAAGGAGAUGGAAAAUUGCAACGAACAUUAUAUGAGAAGGAUUACCAAGGGUCGAUGGCAUCUAUGCCUACUAUUACACGAUCGGUGGGUGGUUCUCUUUUGAGUAUGACAUCAACUGACGCUAAUAAAAGAGAGCCAUUCCAUCAUACACCGCGAAAAACGAUCAUGUCAAGUAUCGCUGAAGAAUCGCGUGAUUCAACCGAAGAAGGAAUACCUUAUACAAUUAUGGUGACAACAGGAUCUGAGCCUGACGCAGGAACGACUGCCAAUGUUUUCAUCCGAUUGAUAGGACGGAAAGGGAAACAAACACCGUUACUUCCGUUGGAAUUAGCCCAUAAACGAAAAUUUGAACCAGGGAAAGUCGAAACAUUUAGUUUUCAUCAACCGGAUAUUGGUGAUCUCGAGCUUGUAGAGAUUCAACAUGAUGGUGAAACUCCGGCAACAAGUUGGCUGUUGGAUGAAGUGAAAGUAGAAAUUCCAACAAAAGGAAAAGCCUAUUUUUUCCCCUGCCAUGAAUGGUUAUCGAAACACAAAGGUGAUGGACAUACAAAACGAAUGUUACGAAUACAAGACGCAAAUCAAGCAGCAUUUCGUCCAUUGAUUCCCUACGAAAUGACAAUUUAUACGGGUGAUGUUGAAAAUGCUGGUACUGAUUGUGAUGUGUCUGUAAAAUUAUUCGGCACUAAUGGAGCGUCAUCUGAUCAUGUUAUUAAAAAACAAGAACAUAUAUUUGAGCGAGCAUCAAUUAAUCCAUUUGAAGUUGAAUUGGAUGAUGUUGGAAAACCACGUAAACUUCGAGUCUCAAUAAUACCAAAAUCAAAAAGAGGUCGAAAGAGUUGGUAUUUAGAAAAAAUUGAAUUAGUCAAGGUAGGAGCACAGCGAAACCCCGUUUUAUUUGGUUUAAAUGAUUGGCUAUCAGAACAAAGUGGUAUGUCUCGUGAUAUACCGCUGAUAAAAGAUGGACGAUCAGUAAUUGAAGAAACGACAUAUCGUAUUACCACCAAAACAUCUGAUGUCGACCAUGCUGGAAGUGAUGCAAACGUGUUUGUCGUUAUUUAUGGACAAAAUGGUGAUUCUGGUGAAUUGAGAUUGGAUAAGUCUGAAACACACACAAAUAAAUUUGAGCGUAAUCACGAAGAUGUAUUUAAAUUUGACAAUAUUCUGAGUUUGGGCGAACUGACAAAACUUCGUAUAUGGCAUGAUAAUUCCUCAACUUUCAAAAGUUCCUGGCAUUUAGAAUCAGUUAAAGUAGAAGAUGUACAUACAGGCAAAACGUUCAUAUUUCCAUGCGAUAAAUGGUUAUCAUCGACAAAAGAUGAUAAACAAACUGUUCGAGAACUAAAAUGUACCACAGAAAGUGGUAGUCGAGACACAACACCAAUGAUGGGUGGACGAUUAAUAUAUGAAAUAGAAGUGAUAACAUCUGAUAAGAAGGAUGCAGGAACGACCCAACACGGUUGGCUAAUUUUAGAAGGAGCACGAAAGAAAUCAGAUCGAUUUCAAAUGAAAAAUACACAACACAACAAAAUACUGAGAAAAGGUCAAACGGACACAUUUACAUUUGAAACUCGUGCACUUGGUGAUAUUCGUCGAAUUAUUUUGGGUCAUGAGGAACGUCCAGAAUAUCCAUUGCAGACAACAGAAGGAAGAGAAGCAAUGUGGCAUUGUUCAUCGAUUACUGUAACCGAUACUUCAACAGGAACAAAAUACAUUUUUCCUGUUCAAAAAUGGAUUUCAAUAAAUAAUGAUGGAGAUCGUUUUGAUUGUGCAGAUAAAAAAGAAGAUUCUGUUUCACAACAGCGUAACCUAAGUUUGAUCAAUUAUAAAAUAGUUGUUUACACGGGAAAUAUUAAAGGUGCGGGAACAGACGCAAAUGUUUCAAUAAUCUUAUAUGGUACACUUGGUGAUAGUGGAAAACGUGAUUUGAAGAAAAAAGGACGAAAUUUAUUUGAAAAAGGACAAGUUGAUGAAUUUGUUAUUGAAUGUUUGGAUCUGGGAGAAUUAACCAAAUUGCACAUAGAACAUGAUAAUGCUUUAAUUAAUCCCGACUGGUUUUUGGAUAAAGUUGAAGUCAUUAAUUUAGAUACAAAUGAAACAGUAGAAUUUCCUUGUCAUAGAUGGCUGGGAAAGAAUCAUGAUGAUAACGAAAUUGCAAGAGAUUUAUUACCUAUUCAUAUUUGA
Molecule: messenger RNA, 7335 nt
Organism: Didymodactylos carnosus
Lineage: Eukaryota; Metazoa; Rotifera; Eurotatoria; Philodinida; Philodinidae
Source: the annotation of a GenBank genome assembly